Messenger RNA from Myotis lucifugus (little brown bat), 1316 nucleotides. It is a transcript of the gene NGDN, whose product is annotated as neuroguidin. Gene Ontology annotation, cellular component: small-subunit processome; nucleolus. The transcript is spliced from 11 exons. Gene Ontology annotation, biological process: maturation of SSU-rRNA from tricistronic rRNA transcript (SSU-rRNA, 5.8S rRNA, LSU-rRNA). Bases 301 to 1170 code for a protein of 289 amino acids. Lineage: Eukaryota; Metazoa; Chordata; Mammalia; Chiroptera; Vespertilionidae. The record is from RefSeq and is a predicted model, not a curated record.
GGGGCGGGCUUUGCGACAAUGGCGGCGCCGGUGCCUACGGUGUGUUCUCUUUCUCUUUCUCAGGUUGCUAUCGUGGAUGCUGCCUUUACCUUAAGUGAUUCAGGCAAAUUAUUGGCGCGAGGGAAGGGUGGUGAUGAACGUGGCUUCAGGGAGGCAACCUCCCUGGCACAGCGUGGGGAAACGGGCUGGAAUUACCGCUCCUCACCAGUAACCUCUGAGGGGCUGGCCCGCUAGAAGGAGGUGCUGGAGUCAGACCUGCCGAGAGCGGUGGCACUUUUGAAAAACCUCCAGGAGCAGGUAAUGGCUGUAACUGCACAAAUUCAAGCUCUGACGAAAAAAGUUCAAGCUAGAACCUAUCCAACAGAGAAGGGUCUCAGCCUCUUGGAAGUGAAAGACCAGUUGCUGCUCAUGUACCUUAUGGAUUUGAGCCAUCUCAUCCUGGACAAAGCCUCAGGAGGGUCUCUUCAGGGACAUGCGGCAGUUUUGAGACUGGUGGAGAUUCGCACGGUUUUGGAAAAAAUUCGUCCCUUGGAUCAAAAACUGAAGUAUCAAAUUGACAAACUGGUCAAGACUGCAGUGACAGGCAGCCUCAGUGAGAAUGACCCACUCCGUUUUAAGCCUCAUCCCAGCAAUAUGAUGAGCAAGUUGAGCUCUGAGGAUGAGGAAGAUGAAGCAGAGGAAGGACAGUCUGGGGCUGCAGGGAAGAAAUCUGCAAAUGGAGCAGUUAAGAAAUAUGUUCCACCGCGCUUGGUGCCAGUACAUUAUGAUGAAACAGAGGCUGAGCGGGAAAAGAAGCGUCUAGAACGAGCCAAGAGACGAGCAUUGAGCAGCUCUGUUAUUCGUGAACUUAAGGAGCAGUACUCAGAUGCUCCAGAGGAAAUCCGUGAUGCCCGGCAUCCUCAUGUUACUCGCCAGAGUCAGGAGGAUCAACACAGGAUUAACUAUGAGGAGAGCAUGAUGGUGCGUUUAAGUGUCAGUAAGCGAGAGAAAGGACGACGAAAACGCGCAAAUGUCAUGAGCUCACAACUUCAUUCUCUCACGCACUUCAGUGACAUCAGUGCUUUGACAGGAGAAACCCCUCAUCUUGAUGAGGAUCAGAAUCCUAUUAAGAAGCGGAAGAAGAUACCCAAGAAAGGUCGGAAGAAAAAAGGUUUUCGGAGGCGGCGGUGAUUGUGGGUGUACAUAUUUAUAUAUAUUUUUUGUCAUCCUGAGAUACUUCCAGUUUCACUGUAUGUAGGUCCUUUUCCUCGGAAUUUAUUGUUUGCUCUGGACAUGUGGAAAUCUGUUAAUAAAACUGAUUUUACUUACGAAUUGAA